AAUCACUUUGCAUUUUUUUUUUACACUGUGACUUUCAUUUGUAGCAGCAGGGAGAGACGCAGACGGGAUUGUGCUCGAGAUCACCGCGACCCGGAAUCGAGCAGCUUCUCAACACUCACAUUCCAAGAAUAUUUGGAGCCCCUGGCAUGAGUUAAACACAACGAAGUGGAUCGCUCUUGAGUUUUGGCGUGCACGGUCGACUUUGUCGGUCGUUUACUUUCCACUUUUGAUUUUUGCAAGAAGACUUGACCGCCUUGAAUCACAGGCAGACAAGCCAGGGAAAGCAGAAGUCUCAACUCGCCUCGGGCUCUCGUUCUGCAGGCAUGUCGCAGAAAGAAAGACCAACUUUUUAUCGACAGGAGGUCAACAAGACGAUAUGGGAGGUCCCUGUGCGAUAUAAGAACUUAUCUCCCGUCGGCUCUGGUGCAUACGGAUCUGUUUGCUCUGCAUAUGAUGAAAAGACCGGAUUGAAGGUCGCUGUGAAGAAGCUGUCAAGGCCGUUUCAGUCCAUUAUUCAUGCCAAGCGGACCUACAGGGAAUUGAGGCUACUCAAGCAUAUGAAACAUGAGAAUGUGAUUGGCUUGCUGGAUGUUUUUACACCUGCCACCAGCCUGGAGGAGUUUAAUGAUGUGUACCUGGUGACUCAUCUAAUGGGUGCUGACCUGAACAAUAUUGUGAAGUGUCAGAAGCUGACCGAUGAUCAUGUUCAGUUUCUUAUUUACCAGAUCCUGCGAGGGCUUAAGUACAUCCAUUCGGCUGACAUAAUUCACAGGGACUUGAAACCCAGUAAUCUGGCAGUAAAUGAAGACUGUGAACUUAAGGUGAGUGUCUUUUUUAGUAUUAUUAUUUUAGUUAUACUUUUGCUUGCCUGUAAACAUAACUACCUGCCUCCUCUCUUUUUUGUAUUUCAGAUCCUUGACUUCGGUCUGGCUCGACACACAGAUGAUGAGAUGACAGGGUAUGUGGCCACAAGGUGGUACCGUGCUCCAGAGAUCAUGCUUAACUGGAUGCACUACAACAUGACAGUGGACAUUUGGUCAGUGGGCUGCAUCAUGGCUGAGCUGUUGACAGGCAGGACUCUGUUUCCUGGCACAGAUCACAUUGAUCAGUUGAAGCUUAUUAUGCUUCUGGUUGGAACUCCAGGACCUGAGCUGUUAAUGAAAAUUUCUUCGGAGUCUGCUCGUACUUACAUCAACUCACUUCCUCAGAUGCCCAAGAGGAGUUUUGCUGACGUGUUUAUCGGAGCUAAUCCACUAGCUGUGGACCUUCUAGAAAAGAUGCUGGUCUUGGACACGGAUAAGCGCAUCACUGCGGCGGAGUCUCUGGCUCACCCGUACUUUGCUCAGUACCAUGACCCAGAUGAUGAACCCGAGGCAGAGCCUUUCGACCAGAGCUUUGAGAGCCAAGAGCUUGAUAUUGAAGAGUGGAAACGUCAGACAUAUGAAGAGGUGAUAAGUUUUGAGCCGCCAGUCUUUGAAGGAGAUGAAAUGGAAUCUUGACCUUCUCUUCUGGAUGGCAAUCAAACCAACUGUACUACUUUUACAGUAAUGCUGUUAUUUUGCAGUAUUGUAAUCAGCCAGGCAGUAGGACGUUUGACUGUUUCUUUUCUUUUUUAUGAUGUCUGCUGGGCCAAACAGAAGGAAUAGAUGUCAUAGAAAAUCCUUAUUUCACACAUUGAAUCUCUUCAAAAGAUUCUGAUAGUAAUACAGUCAACAAUUUUAGUCAUGCAAAUCCAUUUGUAAAUGUAACAUCUCCCUGAAAUGUCUUAGUUGUGCUGUCAUAAUGUUCUUUGUGUACAAUGCAUUACAUUUGCAGUACUUUUAAAAUGUUCAGAAACAUUGUUCAUUUAGUUUCUGUUCAUAUAUUUUUCCAGUGAUAUAAUGAGCAUUGUAUUUAAAGAAUGAAAGUGUUGCUCCUUACUCAGUUUUCAUAAAGAUGGGAUUUAUUGGCUUGUACUUUGAUAGAGCUAGGAUGAAAACUUUAAAUUGUUGCAUUGGGUAUUGGUGAUACAUUUAGGCUGUUUGUAAAUAUACGUUCUAUAAAGCUUUUCGAAUCUGUAGCGGUUUUAUCUGAUCUUUUUCACAUUGUUUGUGUGUGUUUCAUAGGGAGAGAAAGUGUCUGUUUGUCUUUCUGUCUGAGGUUACUACUAUGAACUGUAUGCGACACGAUUCUGCCUCCAAUAGCUGUUUUUAAAAUGCUAUUAAUUGAAUGUUCAAAUAUGAAAGUAGAGUAAAAUAUUUAUAUACUGUUGAGGUGGUAUUUAUGAACCUGAAAAACACCUGACAUAGUAAACAUUGAAUCAAACACACCAUUGUUUACGGAAAAUAAAGGCCGAUAUUUUUCAGAAA
Carassius auratus (goldfish) is the source of this 2348-nucleotide messenger RNA. RefSeq names its product mitogen-activated protein kinase 14A-like. The record is from RefSeq and is a predicted model, not a curated record. Bases 324 to 1499 code for a protein of 391 amino acids. Lineage: Eukaryota; Metazoa; Chordata; Actinopteri; Cypriniformes; Cyprinidae. Gene Ontology annotation, molecular function: MAP kinase activity; ATP binding. Gene Ontology annotation, biological process: protein phosphorylation. The transcript is spliced from 11 exons.